AUGUUUUUGCAAUCUAAUAAAUCUUCGUGCUUAGAUUUAUUGCUAGAAAAAUUUUUUAAAUUGCAUUUGAUGGGAGAAAUUUUAACCCAUUUUGGAUUAUUAACGCAGGGUUUGAAUCGUGUUGAAUCAAUGGGAUCUCUGGGACAUCGAACAAUAUUAACAUUCAUCGAAAAUGAAGAUCUCGGUGGUUUGAAGAAUUUCCUUGAUUCGCGGCAAAUACAAGCAGAUGAACGUGACGAUAAUGGAACGACCGCUUUAAUGAUAGCAUCGUCGAAGGGCCUCACACCUUUUGUUCGCGAAUUGCUAAGUCAUGGAGCUGAAGUUAAUGCAGAAGACAACGAUAAUUGGACAGCAUUGAUUUGUGCCACAAAAGCUGGACAUUUGGAAGUUGUGGAGAAUCUCGUUGAAAACGGAGCUGACAUAGAACACAAGGAAAUGGGAAAUUGGACGGCAAUCUGUUGGGCAUGCUACAAAGGCCAUACAAACAUUGUCUCUUUCCUUCUCGACAAUAAUGCUGACAUCCACGUAAAUGGCAAUUAUCAUCUGUCACCAUUGAUUUGGACUUGCGGUCGUGGUUACACGGAAAUCGUUCAAAUGCUUAUUGAACAUGGAGCAAAAGUAAAUGUUGGUGAUAAAUAUGGAACAACAGCUUUAGUGUGGGCAUGUCGGAAAGGAAACGCUGAGAUUGUUGACAUGCUUUUGAAAGCUGGUGCUAAUGUUGACACUGCUGGAAUGUAUUCUUGGACGCCACUUCUUGUCGCUGCAGCUGGUGGACAUCAAGAAGUUGUAGCUAUGAUUUUAGAACGUAAGCCAAAUGUCAAUAGUUUGGAUAAAGAUGGAUCAACCGCACUUUCAAUCGCAUGCAAAGAAGGCUUUCAAGAAAUUGCAUCGUCAUUAAUUGCAGCUGGAGCUUAUCUCAACAGUCAAGAUCGAAAUGGCGACACGCCGUUGAUGAAUGCAGUGAAGGGAGGUCAUCGUGGAAUAGUUGAAGCGCUUCUUAAACGACAUGCUGACAUUGAUUUGCAAGGAAAAGAUAAGAAAACAGCGCUUUACAUGGCAGUUGAGAAAGGACAUGCUUCGAUUGUAAAGAUUCUUCUUGCUGCAAAUCCCGACGUUGAACUUUCAACGAAGGAUGGUGAAACGCCUUUAAAUCGCGCUGUUCGAAAUCGAAAUCUUGAAAUCGUUCAAAUGCUAUUGGAAAAGAAAGCGAAAGUUGGUGCAGUUGAUCGUCGUGGUGACACAUGCCUGCACAUUGCAAUGCGUGCACGUUCGAAAGGAAUUGUCGAAGCUUUGUUGAGGAAUCCGAAGAACAGUCAAUUAUUAUAUCGUGCAAAUAAAGCUGGUGAGACUCCUUACGCACUUGACGCAUUACAUCAGAAAACAAUUCUUGGACAAGUUUUUGGUGCAAGGAAAUUAAACACAAAUGAAGAUUCUGAAGGAAUGCUAGGAUACGAACUUUAUUCUUCAGCCUUAGCCGACGUGCUUUCAGAGCCAACACUAACAACGCCAAUUUCUGUUGGAUUAUUUGCUAAAUGGGGAAGUGGAAAAAGUUUUCUUCUUGGAAAGCUUCGUGAAGAAAUGUCAAGUUUUUGGUCAAACGAAUCACGAGUUAAAGUUUAUUGGCUGGCUGUGUUGAUUGCAAUUCAUUUGGCGGUAUUUUUAGGCGUGAUUGUUGGUGUAUCGACAAAUUCAUUCCUUUGGGCUUCAGUAGCUGCUGGUUCACUUCUUAUCGUCAUCUACGCUGUGUCGUUAACAAUAAAAUUCUUCAGCAGACGUUACAACUCUGAUUGGUCAUACAGCUUACAACAUUCAAUGCAUAAGAAGUUUGGGAAGUUUCGUUUAAUACUUCAAGUUGCUUUUUGUCAUCCACCAGGCCCAAACUAUUCCCAACAAUCAAAUCUUCAGACAAAGCCGGUUCAUUUUCAUUUCGCUGAGACGAAUAGUGCAGCACCAAGUGGUGAAUAUGCGAUUGGAUACAUGAUUGCAUCACUUUUCACAGCAAUUGAAAAUCAUUACGGUUCAAUUCCAACUCGCCUUUAUCGAGCUUUUAAACCGAAACCACUUAAGCCAUCAUCGAAUUGGAAGUUGAGGAAAAUGUGUUGCUUGCCAUUGUUUCUGUUAUUUGAAAUCUUCAUUUUUGCUGCCAUUGCUGGCUUCACAUUGUUGUUCUUAUUAUUGUCAGAGAAGGGAGAAGAUUCACAAAAGACACUCGAAAUAGCAGUUUAUGUAUUAGGCGGUGUCUUAAUUGCUGGAGCAUUUAUGAAUGUCAAUGCUUUUAUGAAAGUUUCUCACACGAUUUUCUUCUCUCAAGCGCGAUACUUAAAGAAGAUCAUGAAAUCGAAUGAAGGUUUAACUGCUUUGGGUGCUGAAGUUUUGAUGCUUUCUGAUAUGGUGAAGUGUUUGGAUGCUUUUACUGGACAACAAAGUCGUCUUGUUGGUGUCAUUGACACAUUGGAUUCAUGCGACACUGAAAGAACUUUAAGUGUGUUGAAUGCAAUUCAAACACUUUUAAUGACACCAAAUCGUCCAUUUGUGUUGUUGAUUGCUGUUGAUCCACAUGUGAUUGCAAAAGCAGCUGAAGCGAACAGCAAAAGACUUUUUACUGAAGGUGGAAUUGGUGGUCAUGAUUUCUUACGUAAUUUGGUUCAUCUUCCAGUUUACUUGCAAAAUUCUGGACUUAGGAAAGUUCAACGAGCACAAAACACGGCGAUGGCUUAUAAAAGAAGUUUUCCGGAACAUCAGUUUGAGUUGGAACCGUCUGGUGGUAAUACUGGUGGCAGCAUUGGAUAUUCAGCAUCAAAUAGAAGACUUUCGAAUGCUUCUGAAAUUAUGUCAAGUAAUGAGAAACUUCGUGCACCGCCCCCAUCAAGAGGAUCAAAGAAGCUUAAACUUUCUGAAUCGAUUGCAAGUUCGAUUGGAAGCAACAUUCAUAAACUUGGUGGCGGUCAAUUUGAGUUUUCAAAAGUUAUGUUAACUGAUGAUUACUUUAGUGAUGUGAAUCCGAGAAGCAUGCGACGCUUAAUGAACGUAAUUUACAUCACUGUUCGACUACUUAAAGCAUUUCAAAUCGACUUUAGUUGGUAUCGAUUAAGUUCAUGGGUUAAUUUAACAGAACAAUGGCCAUUGAGAGCUUCAAUGAUUGUUUUAGAACAUGAUCGAUCUGGUGAGAGUUUAGAAGAGUCUGUUUCACUACAAUCGUUGUAUGAAAAAGUUCGUCCGAAACUUUCAUGCUUAAGAGAAGCAGCUCCUUUGUUGGAUUUAGAUCGAGACGAACGUAAAUUGGAUGCUUUUCUUCAACUUCACAAAACUGAUUUGUUGGUUUGUGAUUUGAGAAUUUUUCUACCUUUUACCAUCAAUCUCGAUCCUUAUUUGAGAAAAGUUUUGAAGGAGGAUCAACAAACAAUCGAAGAUGAAGGAAUUGUGGUUCCAAUGAAACCAAAUGCACCUUCCAUAACUCCAAACGUGAUGAAUAAUUUGAAUAAUUCCUUUGGACGAAAUAACUUUUAUCAAUCAAUUCCGAAUUUUCCACGAACUAUUACAAUGCCAAUGCCAAUUUAUCCGACAGCCGUUGGAAAUUCACCACUUGGUUUAAUGAAUUUUUAUACUACACCGCAAAAUCAGAUAAAUUCAAUUGCUGAACAAGAAGUUAAAGUAAAUCAGCAGGAGGAAAAGCAAUUUCCAAUUGACAUUGAUUUGUCACAAACGAGACUGUCUAAAAUGGAUUGUGAGGAUUUUAUCGGUUUACUCGGACAAGUGAAUGAACUUAAAGGCGCAAUUGAGAAACUUGCACCAAUUUUAAGAGAAAAUGCUAUAACUGGCCGAGUAUUGCUUUAUUGUGAACUUAAUGAAUUGAAAUCUGUUUUAAACUUAAACUUUGGUAAUUGGCAAAUUUUUAAACUUCUCGUUUUGAGUUUAAGAGACAUUGAAAAUAAAGCAAAGAAUUCUGCGCAUGAUAAGCACGAAACAACAGUUGAUGGUCCCAGCAAUAGUGGACAACAACAGCAGCAGCAGCAACAACAGCACCCACCGCCACUCAGCCGAUUGAAGCAAAAAAGCGUUAUAGAAAAGCAGGUGACACUUGAAGAACAAAUGAUUUGUGGAGCACUUCAAACACUUAACGAAGAUGCAUUUGAAGAUGUUGCGAUUAGCGAACGACCAAGUCCAACAGGUGAGCUCGUUAUUCAACAAUAUUCUUUGGCGCCUAUUUCUGAGGAGCUUGGGUCACCGACUCAUUCGCGAAAUUGUAUAACAUUUGAUAAUAACAAUUCUAAUCACAUAUUUAAUUCUAAUAAUAACCAAGUUGAUGAUCCAAAUCAAAGUUCAACUGUUAUUUAUAUACCGAAUUACACUCCGUCAAUCGAUGACACUCAAUUAAUAUUAACGCUGAUCAAAGAUGAAGAACGAGAACAAGAACACUAG
Clunio marinus is the source of this 4419-nucleotide messenger RNA. NCBI's taxonomy places the organism in Eukaryota, Metazoa, Arthropoda, Insecta, Diptera, Chironomidae. The record is from the annotation of a GenBank genome assembly.